AUGGAGCGCACGCCAAGUCCGCGGAAAGUGAUGUCCCGCUCUUCAGGUCAGCAGGGAGGGCGGACACGCACAACAGGAACAGGAAAGCUGCCGAAGCGGUUUAAGCGUGUUGCUGUCUCCUUUCAACACAAGCUCAGCGUGAUCGAGUUCUACGACGCAGUCGUUACUAAGGAGAAAAUGCGCGACACAGUCAACUACUUCUACCCUUCGCUCACGGCAGCCCAAUUAAAAGCCAAAAAGCGACAGGUCUACAACUGGCUGAACCAGCGCGAUCUAAUUAUCGACAAGCCAGCCGAGAUGCUGCGCCGAGUCCUCGUCGCCGGCGGCGCCCCGGCGUGCCAACGAGUGCUGCAUCAGGUGCGCCACUUCAGCCAGACGCCUGCUGCCCCGCUGCUAAAGGCGCACGCCAAAGCUGCGAAGCCUAGCGCCGCUGUAGCCCUCAGCUCCCAAGCCAGAGUGCUGGAGCUGGUGGAGACCCAGCGGACGUGGCAUCGGACGGCGAACAGCAGCGCUCUGAGUUACUGGAAGUCGGCGGCACUGGCUGCCGGGGCGUGCGGCGCUCUGGGGUUGCUGGACGAGCAAAACCCGACUGUCUGUGCUGCUAGCAAGGGCAGCGAGGAGGACCCGCUGGAGCAGGCCAAGAAGAAGGUGCAGGAGCUGUCUGCCAGUGCGAUCGCGCAGAUCGCAGCGCUGCUGCCGGAGGACUACAGCAACCUGCAGAAGCAGGUGGACGAGUUCCUGGCCUCGGGCAAGGGCGGCCAAAUCUCCUGGGGCUUCUGCAUGGGCGCGUGCUCGGGAUUCGCACUCAAGAAGGUGUCCAAGCUUGGCGCGGUGGCGAUCGGAACGAUCUUCAUCCUGCUACAGUGCGCGAGCUACUCGGGGUAUGUGGACGUGGACUACAAGAAGCUGGAGCGCGAUGUCAGGAACUACCUCGACAUCAACAAGGACGGCGUGUUUGAUACCAAGGACCUGGACUCCAUGUACAAGUCGCUCAUGAAGGUGCUGGAGUUUAGCCUGCCCGCUGGCAGCGGCUUCGCGGCCGGCUUCGUGCUGGGGUUCCGCUCCGGAUAAGGCCGGACAGCAAACAACAAACAGCAAGUUACUCUCCCCUCCACUCGUGUGCCCUGCGUUGCUGAGCAAUCGAUGUUGUAGGAAUCUAACAGCGGCAGAGGAUAUGCAGCGAUGUCCAUCAACGGAUACCAUGCUAAAACAAGUUUUGACCUGCCACGUC
Messenger RNA from Phytophthora sojae, 1231 nucleotides. RefSeq lists its product as hypothetical. The transcript is spliced from 4 exons. Gene Ontology annotation, cellular component: mitochondrial outer membrane. NCBI's taxonomy places the organism in Eukaryota, Oomycota, Peronosporomycetes, Peronosporales, Peronosporaceae. The coding region runs from base 1 to 1071 and encodes 356 amino acids. The record is from RefSeq and is a predicted model, not a curated record. Gene Ontology annotation, biological process: autophagy of mitochondrion.